AUGACAGACAAAAGAACAAAGUUGAAGGUGUUAGUAGGAGCAAGUUUGCCAGCUCCCCACCCAGACCACGACCACCCACAGACAGCAGGUGGUUCUGAGAACCCUAGACAACAACCGGAUGGUCACUCGUCUACUGCACCGGCUGACUUUGUGGUAAUACGACGUGGGCCAAAUGGUCGUUUCACAUCUGCCCACCACGCUGAUGCUGAGGCUAUCCGUAGCAAGAAGAAGAAGAAGAAGCUGAUGACGAGAGACGGGACGACAAGAGACGAGACGUGGGUUCUUACAGAGCCGGCUCCUGGCGGGCCUGAGGAUCCUACCCUGAUCCCUAGUUUUAAGGGUCACGCAGCAUUUCGAUUGUGGAAUCAACCCGAGCUGGCCCGAGGGUUGAUCGGGUACUACUCUCAUGAUAGGGGAUUGGAUUUCCUCACACGCUACGAGUUUGCGAGCUCCGGUUCCCUGGAGUUGGUCCAGGGCACAGGGUUGUUUCACUUGCGUGAGUGCGUGACGCGCAACCUGAAUCUUCCUUUGCUUACGGCGUUUGUGGAAAGGUGGCAGCCCGACACCAACACAUUCCACAUGCCGUUUGGAGAGAUGACGAUCCUACUGCACGAUGUUUUCCACAUUCUUCGGAUUCCCGUAGAUGGAGAGUUGCUUAGCCGUGGAUGCGACUCAUUCCCUGGCUUUCUUGGACUCACAAUGGACGAUUUGGUGAGGCUUGUUGAUAUUGAUAGGGGGCAGAGUGUAACAGCUCAUGUUCACCAGCACAGAAACAAGGACUCUGAGGUGAAGCAUUAUCUGUUAUGUUUGUUGGGAUCUAUAUUAUUUAUGGACAAGACUAGAGACCGCGGCGUUCUUGAUACGAUCAACCUGUUCGUGAGAGAUCACGAGCGAGUCAAGAGGUACGCUUGGGGGGUUGGUACACUUGCUUAUUUGUAUAGGCAACUUGGCGUCGCAUCCCGAGCUAUGAGCUAUGCAGUUGGUGGUUGCUUAACACUCCUACAGGCAUGGAUUUAUGAGUACUUCCCGAGUUUGCGGCCUACUGGAUACGAGCCCCCAACAUUGAAAGAUGGGGAGGCUCUUGCUUUUAGGUGGAAGGGAGCACCUUUAGAAGGAGGGCACAGGCCAGAUGCUAAGCAGUUGCAAUACUACCGUCUGAUGUUGGACGAACUAACAGCUGAGGACGUGACGUGGCUUCCAUAUGGUCAAAAUCCCGGCCAAGUGGUUCCGUUGUCUUUGUAUCAUGGUGUGAUCCGAUUUGGCGAUGUGGGAGAGAUGUAUGAUCCCGGGAGGUGCCUUCGACAAUUUGGAUACAGACAAGUAGUUCCCAUUCACCCUAUUAAACCAGCUUACGCAUUUCGUCCUGCCUCUGGCAUGGGCUAUGACGUGCGGUUCGAUUCCGUCUUGGAUAAUUUUUGGAGCUACCGUCACCGCCACACGUUGCAAUUGGAUACCAUCUCUGCACCUGCUCAGCCUUUGUGGGAGGCCGACGAGGACUACUCAGACUGGUAUUUUAAGCAUUCCCACCCGUUCAUCGUCAAACCCCACGGUAUGGAAGAUCCUCGGGGGAAUGCAAUCGCCUAUAAGCUGUCUAUCCAGAUUAUAGAGAAUCUCCGUCCCAUGCUUACGGCCGACGAUGACACUCUGCCUCCUCAGUUCUUGGAAAUGAUUCGUCGUGCUCGUGGAUUGCUCGUCGAGUAUGACCGGCGGAAAGCACGAGGCCCACCCACUCAUAGUAGUCUUGUGUAGAUUUUCACUAGUUUUUGGGUAGUUGGUCGUUUUAAUUUAGUCCCUUUCUCAUGUCGUUUUAAUUUAGCUCUCCCGUAUAUCAUCUAUCAUGUUAGUCGCGGUAAUUGGUCUUCCAUAGUCGUUUCUUGUGUUGAUUUGUAUCAAACCAGUGCACCAUUUGCUUUUGUUACAUUUGGGGAGUAUUGAGCUAUGGGAAGUGAAAAUGCAGAGACAUAUAUAUAUUCUUUCCAAACAGAUGGUGAUUGUACAAUGAGGGUUCGUGGACCUUUGAUUGGCUGGGUGGUUGUGUAUCCAUUGAUAUAUAGUUAUAUACACGCAGGAGAUGAGUAGUUUGCCCAGUCACUUGUGUACGUGUACAUUGUGUAGUCUGCUUGAGCUUUUGCUGAGUC
Molecule: messenger RNA, 2138 nt
Organism: Linum tenue
Lineage: Eukaryota; Viridiplantae; Streptophyta; Magnoliopsida; Malpighiales; Linaceae
Source: the annotation of a GenBank genome assembly